Messenger RNA from Strongylus vulgaris, 264 nucleotides. The record is from the annotation of a GenBank genome assembly. Lineage: Eukaryota; Metazoa; Nematoda; Chromadorea; Rhabditida; Strongylidae.
AUGGCGAAACAAGAGUUUGAAAUGCUCGAUUACUUCGGACCGGUCGUUGUAGCAGCAAUCUUUGGCAUCACUCUAUUUCUGAUCUCAUUCCUCAUCAUCAAUUUCUUCUGCAUUUCUAAAUAUGACGACUUCACGAAAUUCGAAAAGUUUGGUGCCAAGCACAACUGGCGAAUGGGCCCACAUAGACUGCACAUUGUCAAAAAAGGCGGUUUCAUCGGCGACGCUUACGAUGACGAAGAAGAAGAGCGAGUAUUCUUCCCAUGA